Caenorhabditis angaria is the source of this 378-nucleotide messenger RNA. The record is from the annotation of a GenBank genome assembly. Lineage: Eukaryota; Metazoa; Nematoda; Chromadorea; Rhabditida; Rhabditidae.
AUGCGUUUUGCUUUCAUUGUCCUCUCAACAUUUGCUAUCGCACUAUCUUCAAAAUUAGAUCCAUAUUCCGAGGCGAAAAGGUUCAUUCCAAUUGCCUGGGAGCAUUUGAAAGCGAAAAACUACACAAUUAUUGAUCCGGAACUCGUUGUAAACAUCAAUGGUACAAUCUACAACAAAGAAAACUAUAUCAAAACGUUUGAGAUUCACGAGCAAUAUCCUGAUAAAGUGCCAGAACUCAAUGUGACACAUGCGAUUUUCGACGCGAAAGGAAUGCUGGUUUUUGAUAUACAGACAGAACUUGUUAUGAGAAAUACUGCUAAACCAAAUGCAAAUAUCAGAGGGGGAUAUACACUUUUCAAAUUUGAACUUGUUCAAUAG